UGGAGCCCGGGCGGGUGACGCGUUUUGCGCAUUUCCUGCAGUCCGCGCUCACUCACGGAUUCAGGAGAGAGGGGACGGGAAGCUGGGGGCGCGCGCAAAGACCGAAAGCAGAAAAAAAAAACCGUAACGGGAGCGGAGCACCGUCAGGUAUUUGGGGCGCCCCUGGGCCCUGGGACGACCGCGUCGGGGGGAGGCAGAGACCGAAGCCUCGCCGCUCCAGCGCGCAGAUAUCGCGGUAGCGUGAGGUCGGAGAGGAGAUUAUCCCGGAGAGGAGCGAGCCGCGGCGGGCUGGAAACCGAGCGCCAAUCCCGGAUGGCUAGGCGCGGCUGCUCGCGCUCUCUCCCACCCUGACCCGGGAGACACUCACGAGGCUUCACGUGAGCCGCGACCUGCGUCCAUCCCUGUCGGCCGUUCGUGUCCCGGGCCCGUUUCUGGCGCAGGGGAGCGACCGUAAACAAGGCGCGUGAACAGCGGGCGACCUCUGAAGGGUGUGAGUCGGCGUCGUUACGGCGGUCGAGACCCUCCGCCGCGCGGCCGGUGCGCGUGCAUCGCGGUGUUCCGCUAUGGCUAGAGUCGCCUGAGAGCCCCAGGAGCCAGCGGCAUUAUGGGAUGUAGCAGGACUGUGCAGUGACCCCGCUCAUUGGAAGGAAACACUGUACAGGAGCAGGAACAGGCAGAGGCGCCUAAACACACACUCAUCCUCUGUGCACACACACGCGCACGCACGCACGCACACGCACGCACACACAGCAGCCAUGCCCGUGUUCAGCGGCCUGCUGAAGGUGCGAGUGUGCGAGGCGGUGGACCUGAAGCCCACGCCGUGGGCCCUGCGUCACGCCGUGGGCAAGAGCGGCUCCUUCCUGCUCGACCCCUACCUGGCCCUCAACCUGGACCAGACCCGGCUGGGCCAGACCGCCACCAGGACCAAGACCAACAGCCCCGCCUGGCACCAGGAGUUCUGCACCGAGGUCCGCGAGGGCCGGAGCCUGGAGCUGUCGGUGUUCCACGACGCGCCCAUCGGGUACGACGACUUCGUGGCCAACUGCACCAUCCAGCUGGAGGACCUGCUGCAGAACGGAACCCGGCACUACGAGGACUGGAUUGACUUGGAACCGGAGGGGAAGGUGUACGUGGUCAUCGAUCUGUCCGGAUCCUCCACGGAGGCCUCCGGAGCCAACGACAAUGAGGAGCGGGUGUUCAGGGAGCGCAUCGGGCCCCGCCGGCGGCAGGGCGCCGUCCGGAGGCGCGUCCAUCAAGUCAACGGACACAAGUUCAUGGCCACCUACCUGAGGCAGCCGACCUACUGCUCCCACUGCCGGGACUUCAUCUGGGGCGUGCUGGGAAAGCAGGGAUACCAGUGUCAGGUGUGCACGUGUGUCGUCCACAAGCGCUGCCAUGAGCUGAUAAUCACCAAGUGUGCUGGGAUGAAGAAGCAGGAGGACACACCCGAGGAGGUGGGUUCACAGCGGUUCAGUGUUAACAUGCCCCAUAAGUUCAAUAUCCACAACUAUAAGGUCCCCACCUUCUGCGACCACUGCGGCUCCCUGCUGUGGGGCCUCAUGAGGCAGGGCCUGCAGUGCAAAGUAUGUAAGAUGAAUGUACACAGGCGGUGUGAGACUAAUGUAGCUCCUAACUGUGGCGUGGACGCCCGGGGGAUCGCUAAGGUCCUGUCUGACCUGGGAGUCACGCCGGACAAAAUCUCCAACACCGCACAGCGCAGGAGGAAGCUGACCCCGGGGCAGGACCCUCCCCAGUCUCCUCCAGAGCUCUCUCAGCCCGAGGAGAACAGCCUGAGCCGGGCAGCCGUCCCCGCCUCCCCGUCACAGCAGGACUUGGCCGAGCUGGACCGCCUGCAGGACGCGCUGUCGCUCGACCAGCAGGGGCCCCAGCAUUCGUCCACCUCCACCUCUUCCUCCUCCUCCACCACCUCCUCCUCGUCCUCCACCACGGCCGGCCGGGAGAACGGACAGGCCCCGAGGAGGAGCCUCAAGGACUUCAACUUCAUCAAGGUCCUCGGCAAAGGCAGCUUCGGCAAGGUGAUGCUGGCUGAGCUGAAGGGAACGGAGGAGGUUUACGCCGUCAAGGUGUUGAAGAAGGACGUGAUCCUGCAGGACGAUGACGUGGACUGCACCAUGACGGAGAAGCGCAUCCUGGCCCUGGCCCGCCGACACCCCUACCUCACCCAGCUCUACUGCUGCUUCCAGACACGGGACCGACUGUUCUUCGUGAUGGAGUACGUCAACGGAGGCGACCUGAUGUUCCAGAUUCAGCGGUCGAGGAAGUUCGACGAGCCUCGCUCGCGUUUCUACGCGGCCGAAGUCACCUCCGCCCUCAUGUUUUUGCAUCGUAAUGGAGUUAUUUAUAGGGAUCUUAAGCUGGACAACAUAUUGUUGGAUGCAGAGGGACACUGUAAGCUGGCCGACUUUGGCAUGUGCAAGGAGGGAAUCAUGAACGGAGUGACCACCACCACCUUCUGUGGGACGCCUGACUACAUCGCCCCUGAGAUCCUGCAGGAGCAGGAGUACGGCGCCUCCGUGGACUGGUGGGCCCUGGGGGUCCUGAUGUACGAGAUGAUGGCCGGGCAGCCGCCGUUCGAGGCGGACAACGAGGACGACUUGUUCGAGUCCAUUCUGCACGACGAUGUCCUGUACCCGGUGUGGCUCAGCAAAGAGGCCGUGUCUAUCCUCAGAGCGUUCAUGACCAAGAACCCGGCCAAGCGCCUGGGCUGCGUGGUGAGCCAGGGCUGCGAGGAGGCCAUCAAGACCCACGCCUUCUUCAGAGAGAUCGACUGGGUGCUGCUGGAGCAGAGGAAGGUCAAGCCGCCCUUUAAGCCCCGCAUUAAAACCAAGCGCGAUGUGAAUAACUUUGACCAGGACUUCACCAAGGAGGACCCGGUGCUGACGCCCACAGACGAGGCCAUCAUCCGACAGAUCAACCAGGACGAGUUCAAGGACUUCUCCUACUGCGCCCCCGAGGAGACACACACCUAACACACACACACACAAAACACUACGACACGCACAUAUGCACAAGCACCAACACUCACAAGCAGAAACCAUAAAUCCCUUUACACACACACACACACACACACACACACACACACACGCUCCUUUACUUCAAAGCUAUCGGUCGUUGUUACUUUUGGAAUAUUCCUUCUUUGCAUCGUGUCGUUCUCGUUGCCUGGGUUUAAUAUGAGUAUGAAUAUGAAUAUGGACACACACGCCUGCACAUGCUUUCACACACACGCCCCGCGUAUACAACUUUUAACGCACACUCACACCACAACCCAAGGUCCACGGCCUCUCAGACAGCUGCUUUCACACACACACACACACACACACACACACACACACACACACACACACACACACACACACACACACACACACACACACACCCCUCUGCCCAGCACCUGCACACACAUGGACUGUGGUGCUGGGUGUGGAGGCCUGUAUAUAGCCUGUGUUGAUCGGCUGUAUCGUGUUGGUGUCGUCUGCUAGUAAAGGAGAGUCGUGGCGCAUGGACAAGCACCCUUCCUGUUUUAUUACUGUCCUUAUCGUGGACCAGUUAGGGCCAAACACCCUUUGUGCAAUACCCUGACUAUCUAUGUGUGUAUUUUACAUUUUGCUUUGUUCAUGUGUCAUUUUGUCCUUUUUUUUCUCAAGAAGGUGUUUUUAUUUUUAGAGGGACGUGUUCUCUCGUUCUGUGUGUAUAAAGUGAAUGUUGACCUUACAAGUUACAGGCUAUUGAACUAAUUAUGUGGAGCAGAGCGUUACAGACGGCCUGUGUAGCAGUAAAAAGCCCAUUUUCCAGCUUUUUCUUCCAUCUGCUAGUUUCAGAGUCUGCGUCUGUCCUGCUGGUGUGAAUGUCCUGGCCUGUGGGCGUCUUUUUUUUCCCAGUGUGUGUGUGUGUGUGCGUGCGUGCGUGCAAAUGUGUGUGUUUUUUUCUUUUUCUCCUCGUUGGUGCGUGACUUUUUGUCUUCGGCAUUUCUGUUUCUAUAGUUACCAUCAGUGUUUUCACCCCCCCUCCUCUCCUCCAAAGCAUCAAUUCCCCUUUCUCACCUCUUGCAGCCAAAACCGUUUGCUUUUUUUCAUGAAUGGCUUUUUCUUUCUUAUUGCUCUCUCUCUCUUUUUUUGUAUUGUAAUUAUUAUUAUUAUUAUUAUUAUUAUUAUUAUUAUUGUAAAGUGUAUCUGGAGGAAAUCUUUGUGUAUAAUACUAUAAUAGUAUACGAUUAUGAUUCUGUUACAGCCAGGUGAAGAGAAACGUGGAGAGCCAGCAGCUGAAUUACCUCACACACACACACACACACACACACACACACACACACACACACACACACACACACACACACACACACACACACACACUCGUGAAACACUACAUACAGACGGUCCCUUUGUCUCCUCCCCCUUCUCCCCCACAAUAAACACACACACACACACACCUACACACAAGGACUGUUGCAGAUACUGUACAGUGAUCUGAGGGCGAGCUGAUUGCUCUGUGUGCAGUAGCGUCGGUGUGUAGUGAAGCUUUGUGCACCCAGGGGUAGGGCUGUUCCUGGUCACUCUUCUAUCUUACUCUGUGCCAAAAUGUAGUGCAACAGACAGGCUGCUCCUGUCUGGUCUGAUUCCAUUAAAACACUGAGCUGUCUACAUCA
Betta splendens (Siamese fighting fish) is the source of this 4660-nucleotide messenger RNA. It is a transcript of the gene prkcea, whose product is annotated as protein kinase C, epsilon a. The transcript has 15 exons. Gene Ontology annotation, biological process: protein phosphorylation. Lineage: Eukaryota; Metazoa; Chordata; Actinopteri; Anabantiformes; Osphronemidae. Gene Ontology annotation, molecular function: diacylglycerol-dependent serine/threonine kinase activity; ATP binding. The record is from RefSeq and is a predicted model, not a curated record. The coding region runs from base 756 to 2990 and encodes 744 amino acids.